Molecule: messenger RNA, 2558 nt
Organism: Exophiala mesophila
Lineage: Eukaryota; Fungi; Ascomycota; Eurotiomycetes; Chaetothyriales; Herpotrichiellaceae
Exons: 2
Coding region: 823-2307 (494 amino acids)
Molecular function (GO): oxidoreductase activity
Source: RefSeq, a predicted model, not a curated record
UCUGUCUCAGGCACCAUUUGCACCCUUGCACUUGCCCCAGCAGCUGCACGCAGCUGCCAACUGAAGUGGCACUUGAACUGGCAACCACCAACUUCCCCGGCCCUCGGCCCCCAUCGCUCUUGCCAGCCCUCGGCCACGGGAAUCGCCAAUCUGACUCGCUAACCAAUUAAGCACAAGAACACAUCGCAGAUUUGCCUGCGCUUCACACCGUCAGAUCUCGCUUACAUCCACCAGACGGUACGCUCGAGGGCCCUGUGCCUAACCACACACCCUCCACGCACCUUAGUCAACCAUAUCCACUACAUCGCUGACUCGGUUUCGAUCACUCGAUACACUCGAUUCAUAAUAUUUCCUGCCAAGUUGUUCAACAUGCUUGUUCACAUUGGAUGCCUUGACAAUGCACAACCGAUGGCUGCUUCCGAAAAGCCUAGAAUCUAUUCAUCCACCGAAUUACGGGCUCUUGUCCAGGACAAAAUGUCUACUCUGCAGAUCCCCUCAUGACCAGACCAUUGGUACACGUACCCACAGGCUGGAUCUAUUGUCUGAAGGAUAACCGUCUGGUAUGGGCCAAGGCCUUCUUUGAGCGAAUCCGAUCGACCGGGUGGUUUUGAUCGUUGUGCUCCGCAAGCCAAUUCUUGUGGAUCUUUCAAAGGCGGGGUCCGAGGGGUCAUCAUGCGUCUGUCCGAGAGCCCGGGAGCAUAUAUCAAGGACAUCAUGGCCCCUGCCUCAGCUGGAGUUCCUCUUUUCCAACAGUUAUAGCUUGAGCACCACCCGUCGCUGCGAACCCUGUCAAUACCAAGUCCUCUCAUCCACCGAGCCAUAAUGGUUCUCGAAGUCUACUGUGACCCAUGCACCGUCAACAGCCACAAGGUGUUGGCCGCCCUGGACUACCUAGGCACGAAAUACAACUUCCACCAUGUCAACUAUUUCAUAGGUGAACACAAGAGCCCUGAGUACAUGAAAAUAAACCCUAAUGCCACUGUGCCUGCCGCCGUCGAUGGAGACCUACACCUCACCCAGUCCAACUCCAUCUUGCUAUACAUUGCUGAAGGAAACGAAGAGGCUUACCCCUCAGACCGCAAACUCCGGGCACAAAUCAACACUUGGUUGCUCUGGGAGGCCUCUUGUUGGUUCCAGAGCUGCUAUGUCUACCUGGUGGAAUAUGUCGUCAAGCCCUUGUUGAAGGCUGAGCCUGACCCAGCCGUAAUCGAUGCCGAGUCGGAGCGUUUCAACAGACUCGCUGGCAUUCUCGACACCCAACUUAGCAAGACAAAGUACCUUGUUGGUGACCAUAUUACUAUUGCCGACUUUGCCGUCGCAGCCCCCGCACAUCUGCACGCCGCCCAACAGCUCCCUCUAGAUAAAUACCCCAAUCUCAAACGCUGGUUAGCCGACAUGGACAAGGUACCUAGCUGGCAAAAGACACAAGGUGCAGUGGACAAAGCGCUACUGCCAGGUAAGCCAGCCACCAAUGGCACUGGGUCGGCCAAAGGGGUCAAGGCUAAUUUCAACUACACCAAGGACGUUGACCCAAAGUUGACCGAGAUCUACUUCUACGAGACCGAUGCCGCCAAAGACACCCACGAGCCCGGUGACGACCCGCACGAGAUGACGGUGAUGGAUGGCUGGCAUCGGGCCGAUUCCUUUUCGACUGAGAAAGAGGGGUUUGCCCUUGGAAAUUUCCAUACAGGAUUCGAGGAGUGGGAGGAUGAAGAUGCUGUGCGAUCUCAAUUUUAUCCAGAGGUAGUCGACUUUCUCAAAAAGACAACAGGUGCCACGCGGGUCUUGGUGUUUGACCACACGAUCCGCACGCAGAAAAACCAGGCCAAGAAGUUGACCCAGGAAACCAAUACAUCACAGCGAGCUCCUGUGAUGCUAGUUCACUGCGACUACACCGCCGAGUCAGGUCCUCUGCGGGUUCGCCAAUUACUUCCAGACGAGGCCGAUGAUCUACUGUCACGCCGCGUCGCCUUCUAUAACGUCUGGAAACCUCUCCACAACAUUGUCGAAGAACGGCCUCUGGCCAUGUGCGAUGUCUCUUCCUCGCCCUCAUCCGACUUCUUCAAGCUUCACCUUCGCUACCGCGACCGGAACGGCGAAAACUAUGUGAUGCGCCACUCGCCAUCCCACAAGUGGUGGUAUUUUCCCAAGAUCACGCCCGAACAAGUCAUUCUCCUCAAGACUUAUGAGUCUGACACGUCAGGUCGAGCUCGUUUCGUCGGUCAUUCGGCUUUUGAAGAUCCUACUUCGCCUCCAAAUGCCCCUAUCCGGGAGAGUAUCGAGAUCCGUACCAUUGCAUUCUUCUGAGCCCGUUACUAUAUGGAUCAAUAUCGGUUUGAGGUCUUGGUGUAUCUUGCUAGCUGGUCAAGAUUAAUGUCAGCUGUCCAGGGAGGCGCAGGGGUCCUGUUCAGGUUGCUUCGUGUGCCAAACACAAUAUCUGGUUUCAUACUUUAUCUAGCCGUGUAACGUAACGAUUCUGGGUUGUCUAUAAUGCAGCGUCAAAACGAUAUCAUUAGUCGAGUCAAAGACAACAUCUGAAUUCUUGGAUACAACCCGUG